Messenger RNA from Perca fluviatilis (European perch), 1516 nucleotides. RefSeq lists its product as uncharacterized. The record is from RefSeq and is a predicted model, not a curated record. The transcript has 9 exons. Lineage: Eukaryota; Metazoa; Chordata; Actinopteri; Perciformes; Percidae. The coding region runs from base 65 to 1516 and encodes 483 amino acids.
CCGAUUUGAAGUGGACAAAUUAUGCCUGGUGGACCACUUUGACUGCCCAGCAUGCAGCCCAGACAUGCUUGCAGUAUCUGUUGAUGGAAACCGCAAGCACUACAGAUUCAAGAGUGCAGCAAGAUCGGAGGAACAAGCCAUCUUUGAUGGCGUGUUCAUCGCGAAUGAUGACGACGUUGGAAGAUUUGUUGACUACGUCCAUACCUCAACCAGUCAUGUCUCUGGAAGAGGUGUCUGUGGAGGGCAGUGGUCAGCUGCGCGUGAAACAUCUCAGAAGUCGUCAGGAAAAACCGAUGAGGAGGGCCUGGAACUUGCUGUGUGCCGUCAUGGGGUUCUCCUUCGUGCCCUCAAUAUGUUCAGGGGGGAGAUUUUUGCCUACCCCCUGUACCUCCAAAAGCAAAUGGCCUGUAAGCCAGUGACAUUUUUUGCUAUGGAUGUGGCAUGCAAGUACUGGCCUUACCUCCGGAGAGUGACAGAGAAAUGCCCUGAGCUUCAGCAGCUCCUCACCAUGAGGCCAUUUCUUUCUGUUUUUCAUGCCAAAGCUCACGAUUUCAAAUGUGAGGUAAAAUGGAGUGGAGCGUAUCAGGAAGGGGCUGGUUCGACUCUUGGGGAAGAGGUGGAGCAGUGCAAUGCCUUCCUCUCGAGGAUUGCUGUUACCACAAAGCACAUGUCAAAAGCAGGACGCAUAGACAUGCUGACGGUCAUGGCCAUGCGCUGGAACAAACAAAAGUUUGACAACUUGGCUUCCACCCUUGCCCGCCGAUAUCGGAAGGCCACAGUAGCCCUGCAAUGCCAGUUGCAUAACCUGGAGGCCAUGAAAACGGAAAUGGACAUCACAGACAAUCAACUGGAAAGCUGGAUCAUUGAUAUCAAUGAGUGGGCAGAAGCAACAACAUCCCCAAAUGAUGCUGACGUUGCUGCUGUAGCCAGCCGAAUUGAGGAGCUGGUGGCAAGUGUUAAGAGAAGGUCCCAGCGUCUUUAUAAAGAUCAUGACGGAUGCAAAGGACGUGCCCGGAUCCGCCGAAAGAUCAGGGAGGAAAAACAAAAUUUAAAUUCUGUAGUGGACAAGUAUAACACCUUGGUACCUAAUGCAGAAAAACUGACCUUGGACACCAUUCUAUCUGAUGAGAUUGUUUGGCCAUGGCAGCUUACACACGGUGAUCUAAGGACGAAAAGGAAGGCGUUUGACACAGUGAUGGCAGUAAGGAGACUUGAGGAGGAGAAGAGGAUUCUUAUUGCAGAGAUGAACAAGCAUUGGAAGUCUCUUUGCACCCGUGUAGACACACUGAAGCAGAUGUCAUCCCAGCUUUCUAAUGUGACAUCAGGUGAGACGUGGGGCCUGCUUCAAGAUGGGAUCCAAGGUCUACAGAGCUUGACGAUGAAGAACAAGCAAGCAAACAACAGCAUGGCAAAGCAUGCAAAGAACUGUUAUGUUCAAGUUCUGACUGAAACAGAAAUUUACUUUGAUAAUGAUUCUGAGGAAUACCAUACCAGUAGUGACUCUGAGCAAGAUUAA